ACCACAAGAAUAAACCGAUAAGGUGCACAUACUUGACUAGACACAUCACCAAUAUCUUUGUGGCUAAAAAAUCAAACUCAACUUCAUGAUUCUCAAUUCUCAUUCCUUCUCCUUCCCUUUAACACCUCUCCUUAAUAAAUCAUAUCCCCUUCUUCCUUCUCUCAAACCAACAAAGCCUUUACACAUACACUGCACACAACAACAACAACCGCUAUCCACCAUGGACGAUGAAAUAGCCAUUGAUAUACCUCCAUUCAUUAAAGUAUACAAAAACGGUCGUAUUCAGAGGCUUAUAGGUGAAGACGUUGUUCCUGCAUCCCUUGAUCCAACCACCAACGUUGAAUCUAAAGACGUUAUAAUCUCCAAAGAAGACAACGUAUCAGCUAGGCUUUUCAUUCCCAAAACCAAUUACCCACCAACGCAGAAACUCCCUCUCUUUGUUUACUUCCAUGGUGGUGCUUUCUGCCUCGAAACCCCUGCCUCUCCUAAUUACCACAACUACCUUAACUCUGUUACUUCACAGGCUAACGUAAUUGGUGUCUCUGUUCAUUACAGAAGAGCACCGGAGCACCCUGUUCCCAUCGCUCAUGAAGAUUCAUGGCUUGCACUCAAAUGGGUGGCUUCACAUGUUGGUGGAAAGGGUUCUGAUGAAUGGUUGAAUCAGUAUGCAGAUUUUGAUAAAGUGUUCUUAGGAGGUGACAGUGCUGGUGCUAAUAUUGCACACUAUUUGGGUAUUCGGGUCGGGAAGGAAAAUCUGGAUGGUGUGAAACUUGAAGGGGGUGUUUAUCUUCAUCCUUAUUUUUGGGGUGUGGAUCCAAUUGGGUCUGAAUCGGGUCGAGGUGAAUUUGUUGAAAAGAUUCAUGAUUUAUGGCGAUUUUCGUGUCCAACCACGACUGGAUCCGAUGACCCGUUGAUUAAUCCGGGUAAUGAUCCGAAUUUGGGGAGUUUGGGUUUUAAGAGAUUGCUGCUUUGUGUUGCUGAGAAAGAUUUGUUGAAGGAUAGAGGUUGGUAUUACAAAGAGUUGCUUGAGAAAAUUGGUUGGGGUGGUGUUGUUGAAUUUGUUGAGACAAAGGAUGAGGAUCAUGUUUUUCAUAUGAUGAAUCCAACCUGUGACAAUGCUACGGAUUUGCUUAAUCAAGUUGUUUCAUUCAUCAAAAGGACUUGAAAAUAUGGAAAUGGAAUGGGAGUAUAUAUUGUUUUCUUUAUUUUGUUUUCUGUGUUUUAUUAUGCUUUUUACUAUUUGUGUAUCUGUAAAGAAAAAAUCCAUAAGAUUAAUGAAAUAGAAUAAAUUAUUGAAUAA
Vicia villosa (hairy vetch) is the source of this 1300-nucleotide messenger RNA. RefSeq names its product probable carboxylesterase 12. The transcript has a single exon. Gene Ontology annotation, molecular function: hydrolase activity. The coding region runs from base 86 to 1165 and encodes 359 amino acids. The record is from RefSeq and is a predicted model, not a curated record. Lineage: Eukaryota; Viridiplantae; Streptophyta; Magnoliopsida; Fabales; Fabaceae.